Molecule: messenger RNA, 786 nt
Organism: Cucurbita pepo subsp. pepo (vegetable marrow)
Lineage: Eukaryota; Viridiplantae; Streptophyta; Magnoliopsida; Cucurbitales; Cucurbitaceae
Source: RefSeq, a predicted model, not a curated record
CUCUUGUCUGGAUCAUCCAUGGGGAAUUACAUUUCUUGCGCCUUGGCAACGCCGUUGAUCAAGAAUUCCAAGGCCGUGAGGGUCGUCCUUCCGAGCGGUGAGGUCCGGAAGUUCCGGGAACCGGUGAAGGCGGCGGAACUCAUGCUCGAAUGUCACGGUUACUUUCUCUCCAGCGCUCUGUCUCUCCACAUCGCUCGUAGAUUCUCCGCUCUCAGCGCCGACGAGGAUCUGGAGUUCGGAAACGUCUACCUGAUGUUCCCGAUGAAGAGAGUUAACUCCGUCGUCACGGCGGCGGAUUUAGUCCCGUUCUUCAUGGCAGCAAACUCUGCGGCCAGGCGGAUUUCAACCAAUAAGGUUAGGGUUUUGGCAGAGCAUCGGAAUGACGAAUCGAUUCAAUCGGAAGCGGAAUCAAGGGCGAGAAUAAGCGAUGGAAAUGAUGGACCGAGAUUGAGUUUGGAAGGAAUGGAGGGAUUUCCAAUGCAUCGAUUUUCGGUUUGCCGUUCCAGGAAGCCAUUGUUGGAGACCAUCAAUGAAGAGCAGAUCAGGUCAAGUUAAGAAGAUUUCUGAAAAUUGAAAUGAAAUUCUAUUCAGAUUCCGACUUCAAUUUUUGGAUUCUGAUCUCGAAUUUUGAAGAAGAUGAUGAAAAUUUUGGCGGGGGAUUCAGAAAAUCUGUUCAUGUCAAUGUUCAUUGUUUGCGAAUUUGUGCGCCGACGAAGACCAUGCUCAUGUAUUAAUUGGAUGGAACGGCGUCGUAUUCCCCCUCCUUUUUCCAACACUAUUGCAGCC